This is a messenger RNA of Hyaloscypha bicolor E, 499 nucleotides long. RefSeq lists its product as uncharacterized. The transcript has a single exon. NCBI's taxonomy places the organism in Eukaryota, Fungi, Ascomycota, Leotiomycetes, Helotiales, Hyaloscyphaceae. The coding region runs from base 70 to 420 and encodes 116 amino acids. The record is from RefSeq and is a predicted model, not a curated record.
GACAGCAAGUGCAAAUAAUCUUUGCCUUCCAGGAACGUUGUUACUAUUUUUUCUCCCUCAGGCUCACCUAUGAGUAAUUUCAGUCCCUCGGUCGAGCUUCGUAGUCGGCAAAUUGGAGGCCGUCCAUUGUAUUUUCCUCCUAAAUAUGCUCAUGAGCUCUUUCCAUUACAUACAGAACGAAGAUCAUCUCAUUCUAUCUCCUUACUCGUUCUCACUUUUCUUUUUAUCCUCAUCUUGCUCGAUACAUAUACAUCUUUAAGUGCUUCCCGUGUCAACUUUCCACAGCUCAGACUCACUAAACCGGGGACAGCACUGCGAGUUCAAAUAGGUGUUCGAAUCUAUCUCCAUUUCUCUAGUUCUCUUCUGUUGCACAUUCACUUUAAGCGAUGGCCCGCUACCACAAACUCACGCGGACUUUGAUUCACCCUGCUUAGGCACUUAGCGCCCAGAAGCGAGACUUGGAGUUAGCCUCCCUGAGAAGGACACCACAGGUACAAGG